Syngnathus acus (greater pipefish) is the source of this 5944-nucleotide messenger RNA. RefSeq names its product bromodomain-containing protein 4-like. Gene Ontology annotation, cellular component: chromatin; nucleus. Bases 560 to 4621 code for a protein of 1353 amino acids. The transcript is spliced from 22 exons. The record is from RefSeq and is a predicted model, not a curated record. Lineage: Eukaryota; Metazoa; Chordata; Actinopteri; Syngnathiformes; Syngnathidae. Gene Ontology annotation, biological process: chromatin remodeling; positive regulation of transcription elongation by RNA polymerase II.
CAGCUAUUAACUCCCACCACUGCCGAUAGCAAUCAGGAUCUUUCUCCGCAUCAAACUGACAAGUUUACCACCUUGAUUUUCUGGUGUCAAUCCCACAAGGAGCCUCGCUUGCCUUCUGGACCUCAACUGGAAUAUUCUGUCAUGCUGCUGUUUGCCGUCAAGUCGAUUGCCAACGCUAUAUACUCUGGUGCUUUAUUCAGAUGGAGCAGGGUGGAUUCUGAGGACUUUACAGAAAGAGUACUAGUGAAUAGUUUGUUAUGCUCGACAUUUAGAUUAAGGAUUGGCUGUGUAUUUUCAGUCCUGUCAUAAAAAUGUACAAUACAAAACAACAAAAUGACCAGGCAGGGUGACGUGUUGCGGUUUGCACCCCCAGAGAGCGUCGCUGCCCCCCUUGUCGACCGCACUAUGAACGACUGAGCAAUUUAACGGCGAGACGGCAACAAACAUAGAGUCAAGCGAGGAGUGGAAUGGCCUGAGGGGGAACCCCUCGGUCCCACCUGCCCCUGCCAGGUCCAAUCUGCCUAAACUGACGGCUCGGCCGCUGCCGACCACCACUGCGAUGGGGGACGGACUGGAGCCAGGCAGCAGCCACAACCCUCCUUCGGCCCCGCAGCCUCACAUCCUGAACCCGGCACCUUCCAAAAUAGGAAAUUCCACCAGACCCAAACGACAGACCAACCAGCUCCAGUACCUGCUCAAAGUGGUGCUGAAGACAUUAUGGAAGCACCAGUUUGCGUGGCCCUUUCAUGCUCCCGUGGAUGUCGUCAAACUCAACUUACCCGACUACAAUAAAAUCAUCAAAACCCCAAUGGACAUGGGUACUAUAAGAAAGCGCCUGGAGAACCACUACUACAAAAAUGCCCAGGAGUGUAUUCAUGACUUCAAUACCAUGUUCACCAAUUGCUACAUCUACAACAAGCCCAACGAUGACAUCGUGUUGAUGGCAAAGGCCUUGGAGAAGCUCUUCCUCCAGAAGAUCACACAGAUGCCACAGGAAGAGACGGAAAUCGCCGUGGUCGCCAAGGGACGCCGCGGCAUCAAGCGAGAGCCUGCUCCCAUCAGCAUGUCCGAAUCAAGCCAAGAACUAUCCUCCCCAUCCAGCACCCCACACACGCGAGGCUUCUCGUCCCCUUCCAGCCUCCCGCAAACCCACGCGUCGUCAACCCCGCCUGUGCUGGCCCAGCCCCCACGUGUGCCUCCUACACCCGCAGCCCACGCCCCCCAUCUAGGACCGCCGUACCCACUCUCAGGCAUCCUACCCCAGGGCAUGACCGCUGUGGCCCCUCCAGCCUCCGCCGCCUCGCACCCAGGCCUCCAUCCUAGCCCGGUGAUGCAGAGCACUCCCGCUCUCAUCAAGCAACGGAAGAGCCAGAAGAGGAAGGCGGACACAACAACGCCUACAGCCAACGACCAGCUCAGCGAAUCAUCUCCCGUCUUGGCGGAGACUCGACUGCGUCGCGAGACCGUUCGCCCAUUGAAGCAGCCCAAGAGAGAUCCGUCGCAGCCUGACUCCCAGCACCAGCUGGUUGGUGGUUUGGAGACAGGAGGCAUGUUGACGCCCAAACGUCAAGAUCAGAUGCAUUCCUGCUCCCUCCUGGUCAAAGAGAUGCUGUCCAAGAAGCACUUUGCCUACGCUUGGCCCUUUCACCUCCCCGUUGAUGCUAAAGCUCUUGGCCUUCAUGAUUAUCAUGACAUCAUCAAGCAUCCCAUGGACCUUUGCACCAUUAAGAAAAAGCUGGACAACCGGCAAUACAGAGACCCCCGAGAGUUUGCAGCAGAUGUCCGAUUGAUGUUCUCCAACUGUUACAAAUAUAACCCGCCGGGCCACGAUGUGGUGGCAAUGGCACGCAAACUACAGGAUGUUUUUGAGAUGCGUUUUGCCAAGAUGCCUGACGAGCCCGAGGAGGCGACCCCGGUUCCCACGCCAUCGUCUGUCCUUCACCCUGCGCCAUCCACUCGCCAAGCGCCACCACCCCCACCCCUUGUCUCAGAAGACAGCAGUUCCAGUGUGUCUGAAUCCGAGUCCUCAGCGGGAGACUCUGAUCACGAGAGGCAGCAGCGAUUGGCUGUCUUACAGGAACAGCUCAAAGCCGUACACGAGCAACUGGCCGCGCUCUCUCAGCCUCAGGUCUGCAAGCCCAAAAAGAAAGAGAGGGAGAAAAAGGAGAAGGAAAAGCACAAGAAGAAAAUGGGAGCGGAGGAACUCGCCGAGCCUGCCGUGCUUCACGUUUCCAAGAAGAGCAAAAACAGCAAAGAGUUGCUCAUUUCCAAGAAGGAGAGGAAGAAGCCUGGUAAGAAAGAAGGCAUCAAAAACAGUCGUCCCGCUGUGGCCCCUCAGAGCGCCCCAACGCCUCUCGUCCCGUCAGCCUCCCUCGAAGCAGAAGAUGACAUGGACUUGUUCGGGAGCGCGCCAGCCGUCGGAGGCAAACCCAUGUCGUACGAAGAGAAGCGCCAGCUGAGUCUCGACAUCAACAAGUUGCCCGGUGACAAGCUGGGCAGAGUUGUGCACAUAAUCCAGACCCGAGAGCCCUCCAUGAAAAACUCCAACCCGGACGAGAUCGAGAUCGACUUUGAGACGCUGAAGCCCUCCACGCUCCGGGAGCUGGAAAAAUACGUAUCGAGCUGCCUCAAGAGGAAAAAGAAGUCCUCAGAAAAGCCCCUGGAAAUGACAAACGUCACAAAGUUGAAGACGGGAUCUUCAUCUUCGGGCACCAGUGACUCCUCUGAUAGUGAAGACUCUGACAAUGCGGGGCUGGUUCCCAAGCAGCAGAAGACGCUGUCCAACAAGGACACCAAGAGGACGCAGCAGCAGCGGCAGCCCAUCACCACCGUUACUGGCCCCUGCACGCCGCAGCCUCAAAUGGUCCAAUCCAAAUUCCCAUACGUCGCUCCGCCCCCUGUCCCUGUGUCGGUCCCCGUUCCCGUCCCUGCCCCCACCGCCCCUGUCCCUGCUUUGGAAUCUUCCCAGCUGUUAAGCGCCGCGUUUGACCCCUUGACCCACUUUAUGAACCCUCACCUAACUCAGCCCAACUGCGAGCCUGGCCCAGUCAUCACAGCUGUUUGUCCGCCGCUCACAUCUGGCCUCCUCAAUGCCACCGCGCCUGUUGGACCCACACCUACUGAGACGCACCUCUUCCUGAACCAACGUCCCAUCACACCCUCACCAGCCAUCCAUAGCGCACUUCCCCAGCAGCCAGCACGACCUAGCAGCCACGCAGCACCGCUUCCUCCCAAGAACUCUCAUCCGCCUCCCUCCUCGCUCCUCUCUCCCCCCACGCCGUCACCUCAGCUUCAGAGCUCGCUUUCCGCCCCCCUCCCCCCCCAGCCCGCUUCACGGCCCCGCGUACCUUCGCCGCCAUCGCACGGCAUCCUGGGCACGCUCUCCGCUCAGCCACCCCAGGCCCUACUGGAAGACGACGAGGAAGCCGCACCCACCAGCGCGGAUACGCCGUCCCUCAGCCAAGUGCAAAGCUUUCUGCAGUCUUUUCAACCGCGGACGUCCGGCCUGGUUCAACCGCUGCAGUCGUCGGCUCAGCUGGGACCAUCAAUGCAAGCCGCGAUGACCUCCGCCCCCACGACCAUGCAUCGUCACGGCACGGCCCACGGCCACACGCAGCAGUCCUACCCGCACGCUCUGGCCGCAGCGGUGCAGCAGCAUAAGGGGGUGAGCCUUCAGCAGAAGCUACAACAACUGCAGCAGCAGCAGCAGCAGCCCUCGCCACGCUUCAAGGCCGAACAGUUUUCUACUGCGGCUGCUCUUGCAGGUUGCCUGCGGCGUGACAGUCCCUCUCCACUCAUGAUGCACUGCCCCUUGAUGCCUCAGUUCCAGACGACAGGACAACAGUCCCCCUCGCAAAUCGAGAAAAACGACCAGAGUUCUGACUUGGUAAAAGAGGAGAAACCGCCCCCCUCGCCGGUGCUAACUCCUCCCCCGUUCAGCCCCGCCAUGCGCCUUGACUCACAAAAACACGACAGCAAAAAUAGAUUAGAAGGCAAGUCAUUGGAUGCUUCUCGUCCCAGUUCCCGCCUCCCAGACUCCCUGGUGCAAGCCUGCCCUCAGCAGGACACCAAAGUCAAGCAAGAGCCCAAAACGCCCACAGCGUCCAAGAGGACGCCGGAUGUGAAGUUAAAGAACAUGGGCUCCUGGGCCAGUUUCUCCCAGAGGUCUCAAUCAACGCCGGCGUCAGCCGUCCGCUCGUCCAGCGACAGUUUUGAGCAGUUUCGACGGGCGGCCAGGGAGAAGGAGGAACGAGAGAGGCAACUGAAGGCUCAAGCGCAACAGGCCAGGAGGGAGCAGGAGAAACUGCGCCACGACGACGACAGCGUGGAGCAUGCUCGCCGGGCGCAGGAAGACACCCGCCGACGGCAAGAGCAGCAGCCGUCGCCCCUCGCGCCCACACCCCCGGCUUCCACCCCGCCUACUCACUCUCUGCAGCCUCCUCCCAUCCCACCUCCGGCGCCCUCCCCGACUUCCUCGGCCGUGCAAAACGCCCUCGACCAGCAGAGGGAGAUGGCGCGCCGUCGUGAGCAGGAGAGGCGGAGGAGGGAGGCGAUGGCUGACACCAUUGACAUUAACUUCCAGAGCGACUUGAUGGCCAUUUUUGAAGAGAAUCUCUUCUGAGUGGAAAGAGCAGCGAUGUGUGAGAAGGACCUACGCAUGCACACACUGACGCCAUGAGCUAAUAUACAUGCCCCCAUUGCCACAUGAACCUCCGUAUAUGGACUAUAUGGUACUUGUCCCCUAUUUUACGCCAUAUUUUUCCCUCAGAACGCAGAUACGUUUUGGUGUCUGACGUGAUAUGUAUAGUUGGCUGAGAAAAUGGAGUUCCGAAAAAAAAAAAAAAAAAAGAGUCCUUUAAAAGGCAAGAGUGAUGGUCGAGGGUUAAGGAAAUGAUUUAAAUCAAAGAAAUAGAAUGUUUUAAAAGGUGCACGGACUUUUGACGUUCCCUGCUCUUUUAAUUGUGUUAUUCCGAGAUGGCCUCGAACUUGUUGGGCUAGUUUUCUCAGGACACAGCGGCACAGCCCCCCCCUCACCCACAACCCCACCCAACAGACCCCAGAAGCCUCGAGUGUGUCCUCUCUGCCAUAGCGCUCUGGCCUGUAUUGUCUUUGACCACGCCCUACAAAUUCUGACAUAUUAUAUCUAAAUAGAUACGUAAAUAUAUAUUCUAUACAAAGACAAGGGAACGUAAAUGAACAUAGGAGGAGUUGGGUUUGUGUUUGCAGUGUGGUGGGGGGGGGGGGUCCCGGGGCAAUCUUGAGUGCUUUUAUUUUGUAGAAUUUUCUGUAAAGAAAAAAAAAAAAUAUGAUGCCAUUGCCAUUUUUUUUUUCGUUCCUCCCACCACGGGCACAAUCUAUGCCCAAACUGUUGAGUUCUGAAAGUACAUUCACACUCUUUCACUUUUUAAGAAAGGUUUGAUUUAAUUUGAUUUUUUUCUGACCCCCUUUUCCCCUUUUAGGAAUCCAAAUAUUUGCGCAGCAUUUUUUUGCUCGUCUUCUUGCACUUUCGCUCUUUUACACCCACUUCCUAUUCGUUUUCUGUCACGCUAAUGUCAAAGGCUUUUUAAGUCGUUUCACCCGCCUACUCAUGACACCCGCCUACACCACUUUGUGGGUUUUUCUUUUUCUGAAGCGUUUCCAUUGUGAUUCGGCUUUCUGGCCUGCACACUUAUGAGUGUUUUCAACAUUCUAACCAAUUAAUCCCGCCACCACCUCCACCUUUUCUUACUUGCUUGUUAUUGGACUUUUUGUCAGUUCUUCCCUUCAUAUGCCUUUCCCCCCCCCCCCCCCCAGCUGAUUCAUUUUAUCCAGAACCAUCUUGUUAGUAUGUUGACAAGUGAGGCAUUGACGUCAAUAGAUUAAUCUUCAGUCUAUGGAAAUUUUUUAAGAAAAGUAUUAAAGUAAUAUUUUUAAAAAAAAAAAAUAAAAAAAAAUAGUGUUUGGG